This is a messenger RNA of Sesamum indicum (sesame), 736 nucleotides long. Its product is annotated as glycine cleavage system H protein 3, mitochondrial. Gene Ontology annotation, cellular component: cytoplasm; glycine cleavage complex; mitochondrion. Lineage: Eukaryota; Viridiplantae; Streptophyta; Magnoliopsida; Lamiales; Pedaliaceae. The record is from RefSeq and is a predicted model, not a curated record. Gene Ontology annotation, biological process: glycine decarboxylation via glycine cleavage system; protein lipoylation.
UGAGGCUUUCAUUCCUCACCAUUCAUCAAAGAUAAUACAAAAGCACCAAACUAUAUUGCAACCCUUUAUUCCUCCUUUUGUUAUUACAUCAACACCAAGUUUAGGAGUCUCCAACAGUUGUAAUAAUUUGAGGAAUAUGGCACUCAGAAUGUGGGCUUCUUCUACAGCCAAUGCCCUCAAACUCUCUACUGCUGCUUCAAAAUCUCCUGCUUUUUCACUCUCCAGAUGCUUCUCUACUGUGUUGGAGGGGUUCAAGUAUGCUAAUUCACAUGAAUGGGUGAAGCAUGAUGGCCCUGUAGCCACCGUUGGAAUCACUCACCAUGCCCAGGACCAUCUAGGAGAAGUGGUGUUUGUGGAGCUGCCGGAGGCAGGGAAACCGGUGACGCAAGGCGAUUCUUUUGGAUCGGUCGAGAGUGUAAAGGCGACGAGCGAUGUGAACUCUCCCAUCUCCGGUGAGAUUGUGGAGAUCAACGCGAAGCUCAAAGAAACUCCUGGAUUGAUCAACACAAGCCCAUAUGAAGAUGGAUGGAUGAUAAAGGUGAAGCCCUCCAAUCCUUCUGAAUUGGAAUCCUUGAUGGGACCCAAAGAGUACACUAAGUUCUGUGAAGAAGAAGAUGCUGCUCACUAAUUGUGCUUCACCCUCAUUUUUUUUUUUUUUUUCCUUUUUGCCCCUUUUGUCAAAACUCAAGUUCAAUUUUUAUGCACUACUUAAAUUUGUGUUUAAUUUAAUUCAAAA